AGUAAUGAACAUUCUCAGUAGACGUUUUUGUUGGAGUUAAAAGUUUUCUGUGUUUCACAAAACUAUUAAUGAAUUUGGAAUAAUACCAGCAUAAUUUUACCCUUCUACCUUUGUAACAUCUUCAAGCAUUUUAUUUUAGGUUAUGUUGUGUUUUGAUCCUCUUUUACGAGAGACCGCUACAUAACCUCUUUUUUGGCUUUGGGGAUUGUCUUGUCUUAUAAUAAUUUUUAAUGUAAUUUUGAAAAAACAUAGAACUUGUUAAAUUUGUUAACUAUUUAAUUACUGUGUUAUAGUUUAGUCACGUAUCUGCCUUUAUGAGACUGGUUGAAUAGUUACGUAAUUUUAAGUGGUGGGAGUGGAAUUAGUGAUUGUUUGUUGACGUUUACUGACAAGGAAAUUUACUGGAACCAAUUAUUAGCAAGUAAAGUAACAGUGAUUCAUUUACCAGCAAGGCAAGCUCUUUAUCUUUCCUGUAUACUAAAAAAAUAGCAUAAGCUUACUUCCAUUCCAUUAGACGUUUUACAAAAUCAUUUUGACAAGAUGGUUAUUAAAAAUGCAAGGGCUCUGCACUUUGUUUUCAAAAUUGGAGACAGAACUUUGUCGGCAAAAUUUUACCGUGAGAUUCUUGGAAUGAAGACGUUGCGUCAUGAAGAAUUUAAAGAAGGUUGCGCAGCUGCUUGCAAUGGACCAUACGACAAUAGAUGGAGUAAAACAAUGAUUGGCUACGGUCCGGAAGACAGUCACUUUGUGCUAGAACUCACCUACAACUAUAAUGUCAACUCUUACGUUCUGGGCAACGAUUUUCAAGGCAUCACAAUCAGAUCGAAAGAGGCUUUGCAGAGAGCCAAGGCUACCGAUUGGAAAGUUGAAAGCGGCAACAAUGGCGUUAAUGUUUUGGUAGCGCCCGGCGGCUACAAAUUCUUUGUGGUUGAUGAAUCUCAGCCCAGUGAUACUGAUCCAGUGGAAAAAGUGACUCUAGCCAGUUCGAAUCUGAGCAAUACGAUCAAAUACUGGAACGGCAUACUGGGAAUGAAAAUUCUGUCGCAACAAGACAAAUCUGUCCUACUCAGUUUUGGAGACAAUCAAGCCAAACUUGAGUUCAAAGACAUUGGUGGCCCGGUUGAGAGGGAAACAUCUUACGGCAGAAUCGCUUUCUCUGUCCCAGAAGAAGAAUUGAAGGCAAUCGAUGAAGCAAUCAAGAAGGCUGACCAGAAAAUACUGACUCCUCUUAUCACUCUUGAUACACCUGGAAAGGCUUCUGUAACUGUCAUAAUACUUGCUGAUCCUGAUGGCCAUGAAAUUUGUUUUGUUGGAGACGAACAGUUCCGAAAGCUUUCCGAAGUGGACCCGGAAGGUGACAAAAUGCUGAAUAGGUAUAUUGAGAAAGACGAGAAGCGUAAAACUGAGGCAUAAUAAUUGAUGUGAAGUAAGACUUAGUUCCAUAAAGACACUUAUUUUAGAUUUUAAAAUCUCGUAUGUUAUCCAGUAUUAGAGUUCUAUUUAUUUACGGUAGUUUAUAGUUUGCGGUUGGAAACAUAGUGGAACAGCGAAGGUGCUUCAAGAUUGAGUGCCGGUUGCACAAAAGCCGGUUAAUUUUUAACCGUGAUUAAUUCCACGAGAACCAAUCAGAGAACCCGUCUUUUUAAAAACGCCUUCUCUGAUUGGUUCUCGUGGAAUUAAUCAUGGUUAAAAUUCAACCGGCUUUUGUGCAACCGGGCCUGAGAGUUUUGAAUGUGAUGCAUGUAUUUAAAUAGUGGCUUACAUAUUUCUCCACCAUUAAAUGUGUAAAUGUUAAACAUUUACACCACCCGGUUGCCCAAAAGUCUGUUAAAUUUUGAUCCCGAUUAAAUGCCACAAGAGCUAUUUCGAGAAGCCUUCUCAGAAAAACCAUCUCUGAUUCGCUCUCGUGAAAUUUAAUCAUGAUUAAAAUUUGACAGGCUUUUGUGCAGCUGGGCCUCAAUCUCAGAAAAACCAUCUUAGAUUCGUUUUCGUGGAAUUUAAUUAUGAUUAGAAUUUGACAGGCUUUUUGCUUCAAUCUUGAAGCUCCAACAUGUUUCCACCCUGAGGGUGUGUGCUUACAGAGGGUGGUCUGGCGUUCCGAGUUCUAGCGGUCCAAGAGACCGCGGUCAUAUGUUGAGAUAUAUGGAUUAACAUCCUCCUAAGACCGCUCUGACCGCUGACCUCUUAAGAGGAUACCGAUAUAUCAUAAAUGGAUAUUUAGGGAUAUAUCCUACCAAGACCGCUCUGACCGCUGACCUCUUAAGAGGAUACCGAUAUAUCAUAAAUGGAUAUUUAGGGAUAUAUCCUCCUAAGGUCGCUCUGACCACCCUAAGUGUAUACAAACCUUAAACGUUUCAACAUGCAAUAUAACUAUUUAUUGUGAUAUGAGCAAUUUGGUGGGGGAAUGACUCGAAUAUGUAUACAGCUCAAUAGUAUUGAGGUAUAUUCUCAAUAUUAUUACUGGUUUUAUUAAAAUUAUAUUAUAAAAAAUAAAUGAAUAUACAUAUUGUGAUGACAUGAUAUUUUAGUCAUUAAAUAAUGUGCUUAAAGCUCUCAUCUAUACUGUUUGUAUUGACUUAAUUUUAUUGUUGUUGUAAUAAAGCUAAUUUUAGAGGA
Molecule: messenger RNA, 2616 nt
Organism: Nilaparvata lugens (brown planthopper)
Lineage: Eukaryota; Metazoa; Arthropoda; Insecta; Hemiptera; Delphacidae
Product: glyoxalase domain-containing protein 4
Exons: 6
Coding region: 541-1413 (290 amino acids)
Source: RefSeq, a predicted model, not a curated record